UGGCAGCACUACAGUUUACAUGGUACAGAGACGAGUAUGCCAGGACUGCAGGUAAACCGACCUGCAAGCACAAUUAACAAACUACAGAAUCACAAAGAGUUAAAUUGCCAAAUGUAUGGGAAAAUGCCAAGCUAACUGUAAGUCCGGAGCUCUCCUAGGAGAGCAGAUGGCCUCUUAGCAUCAUUACAUGAGCAGUAAAUGGCACAGAUCUGCUGAGGAUUCAUCACCACAUAGGGAAUAAAUUGUGUUGCUGCUGCCAACUGUACCCAGUGUUCAGGAAAUGAGAGAGUUAACAAUGACAGAGAGAUGAGAGCUCCCUCCUAAACAACUGCUGUCACCAUCAGGCAGGAUUCCGAAUGUUAACCCUGCACUUGCCGGAGCUGAGAGGGAAGAAUAACCAUGCAGAAUGCGCUGAAGAGGCUUUCCUCCUACAGUCUAGUAGUCAUGCUUUUGGUCUAAUCCAUCCAGAUUCCCAGGUUGUGGUGUUGGGGGAGGGAAUCCCACGAUCUCCUCCCGUCACUCACACACGUGUUGUCUCCAGCCUCUGCUGAGAGAAGGAAAUACCAGAGCUAUAUCUGGCUUCAGCUGCGGACACUAUCACAGGAGCAAUGCUGCAGUGCUGAAUGGGUUCUGGCUUCACAUGACUAUGACUUGUAUCUAUGGAAGGUUGAGGGGCUCGCCAGCAGCAAUGUGGAUCCAUAUGGUUAAGGGCAAUCUGAAGCUGGGUGACAAGUGUGCAGCCUGGUGACACUUUGACCACACAUGGUGCCCUUUUCAGCACUCAGAAUCAUUGUCCCUCUAGCUGGCAGCUCUACCCUCCUUCUUCUUCUUCUUCACCACCAUGUCAGCAGCGCCUGAGAAAAUGCAGGAGACACAUGCCAUAUUCCAGCACAUCGUCACCAGCAUUCUCACUGGUGUGGUUCCCUUAGAUACCAUCAUCCAGUCAUAGUAAAGCAGAUGAAAGGAAGAUCUCAGCCUGGAGUCCUUGUACUAUGAGGAAAACACCAUUUUAGUGUUAACUGUUUUCUUUUAGUACUCAUCCUCCCUUGUCCACAUUCAGACCCCAGUUGCCCUCCUCUUGGCAGAACUAUCUCCACCCCCACACACUGACAAUAUUCCACUGAUGGCACCAAGAAGAGCCCAUGAUCGGUGCCUAAUGCUACUGGUUGAGGAUUGCCUGUGUCUCUAGAGCGACUCUGGAUGUAAGUUCCAGAUUUCAUCCUGUAGACCCAGAAGCUUGGUGCAGGUGGUGGAUCUGCCCCCAGUGGCUGUCUCUCAUGGUGCACAGAACGAGUGGAGGCAUGUGGAGCUCUCUUGGAGGACGUCUCUUUGGGUUUAUCUCUGCUCCAGUUCUGGUUGCAGUUGUCUGCUGUGCCCAAAGUGUCAAUGAUCCAGGUAACAUGUCUUUUGUGAAGGAAACAGUGGACAAACUGCUAAAAGGCUAUGACAUCCGUCUAAGACCAGACUUUGGAGGUUCUCCAGUAGCUGUGGGAAUGAAUAUAGACAUUGCCAGCAUUGACAUGGUGUCUGAAGUCAACAUGGAUUAUACUUUGACUAUGUAUUUUCAGCAAUACUGGAGGGAUAAGAGAUUAGCAUAUACGGGAAUUCCUCUCAACCUCACGCUUGACAACCGAGUGGCAGAUCAGUUGUGGGUUCCUGACACUUAUUUUCUAAAUGAUAAAAAAUCUUUUGUACAUGGAGUUACUGUAAAAAAUCGAAUGAUCCGCCUUCAUCCCGAUGGAACUGUUUUAUAUGGUUUAAGAAUAACAACAACAGCUGCAUGUAUGAUGGACUUACGGAGAUAUCCGCUGGAUGAGCAGAACUGUACUCUUGAAAUAGAGAGCUAUGGCUAUACUACCGAUGACAUCGAAUUUUACUGGAGAGGUGGAGAAAAAGCGGUAACCGGGGUUGAGAGAAUAGAGCUCCCUCAGUUUUCCAUAAUGGAUCACAAGUUAGUGUCCAAGAAUGUUGUGUUUGCUACAGGAUCCUAUCCUAGACUUUCCCUAAGCUUCAAGUUAAAAAGAAAUAUUGGAUACUUUAUUCUUCAGACCUACAUGCCAUCCAUUUUGAUUACUAUAUUAUCCUGGGUAUCUUUUUGGAUCAACUAUGAUGCGUCAGCAGCAAGAGUUGCCCUUGGUAUAACUACUGUACUGACUAUGACAACUAUCAACACUCAUCUCCGAGAGACAUUGCCUAAAAUCCCUUAUGUAAAAGCCAUUGACAUGUACUUGAUGGGAUGCUUUGUAUUUGUAUUUUUGGCCUUGCUUGAGUAUGCUUUUGUCAACUAUAUAUUUUUUGGAAGAGGCCCACAAAUGCAAAAGAAGCUUGCAGAGAAGACAGCCAAAGCAAAUAAUGAUCGCUCCAAAUUUGAAAGCAACCGGGUGGACGCGCAUGGAAAUAUAUUGCUUACAACACUUGAAAUCCAUAAUGAAGUUACCGGCAAUGAAAUUACAACAAGUGUCACUGAUGUUAGAAAUUCUACAACAUCUUUUGAUAACUCAGGAAUUCAAUACAGAAAACAAAGUGUUACUCGUGAUGGAUUUGGGCGCCGAGCAAUGGACAGAACUGCUCCUCAUGGCAAAAAGAACCAUCUACGGAGAAGAUCCUCACAGUUAAAAAUUAAAAUCCCAGAUCUAACUGAUGUAAAUGCCAUAGACAGAUGGUCAAGAAUGAUAUUUCCUAUCACAUUUUCUCUCUUUAACCUAAUCUACUGGUUAUAUUAUGUUAACUGAUGGACUUUGUUGAUGUAGUAAAACGUAUGCGGUGAAGCAGGAAAUAAUUCUCUAGCAUACGCUAUGUUAAUAUGAAUGUAUGUGCACGCGCAUCUCAACGCUACACACGUUCAUAUGAGAUGAAUAAAUAUAUUCUGAGGCAAAGGAAAAGAAAAGAGACAACGCCGAUCUUCCUUGAAAGAUGGACAUACCUUUUUUGAACUACUGCUUGAGAUACACUUUUCAUCAUUUCUGAUACUUCAAGAAUGGGACUACGAUCACCGUAUUUUUUUUUUCAUUCACUUUACAUCAUCAAUUUGAUUAUAAUGGUUUUGACACAGCUGAACAUUCUUUUAUUUACCAGUGUUGCAUACUCCAAACUUCAAGCGCAUUACCUUUAGUGUUUUCUUUCAUGUUUAGAGAAGUUCUGUUUUUACAGUUUACUGACUAUUUGUUCUUGGUUGCCCAUCGUGAUCACUCCUAAACAUUGUAUUAUGGCAUAUAUUGGGAUAUGUGUCAACAAUAGCUGGAAUCCAUCUUAAUGCACUGACCUUAAACCCAUUACUGGAUUCCUAUUUCUAUGUACUACAUGUUAUACAGAGCAGUAUAUUUUUUCUACUUAGAAAUGCUGUAACUAAACCUUGGCAUAAAAUACCAUUUAUUUCCCACUCAAUUUAUAAAACGCAAUGGAGGUCAUUUAUAACCUAACGUUUAUGAAGAACAUUUUUCAGCAGUUUGGUGCCUAUUUCGACUAGGGAUGUGUAUGUUUGUUUUGACCCCGCUCUCCUUCAUAUUUAAUAUCUUUUGCAAUUUCUUGAUGCUGAGCUUCAGAAAUAUUGCAUUGUGGGUAAAUUCCUUCAAUAAAUAAUUUCUUUCUGGUCUCAGAUCUUUGCAAUAAUGACAAAAAUAUAUAUUUGAGAUCAGAAAAAUUGCAGGAAAAAUACAAAGUUAACGUUUAGGGUAAGAUGGUGCUGCUUUUCUUAAGACUUCAAAUUGCCCAAAAACAUUUUGGAUGCACUUUUCUUCCAUAUUCACCACAGCCAACUCUACUUGCUAUAAGAAGAUACUAAACCUGGAGCCGUAUGUUUAAGAAACAUGGGUACAUUAUUGGAGAGGAAAUAUGGUCUGUAUUUAUUGUACAUGGUUGUGUUGGCUGUAAAUAUGGUUUUCUAAGAUCAAUGAGGGUACAUAUUUUUCUUCCAUUUGGGGCCCCUGCCUGUUCUGAGGGUUUGUUGGUUUUAUAAAUGGCCUCCCUAUCAAAAAGUGAUUGCUUUCAACCAUCAUUGUAUUCGAUAUACAGUGAAAACCGCUUCAUAAGACCACCUCUUUGAGAAUACCAACUCCUUACCUAUGCCAAAUUGUCUGGGACAGAUUUUUAGUUCCUCAUUUAUGAUAUAUUAAUUGAGAAAACCAGCCCUCGAAAAGACCACCUACUUUUUUGUUCAACUUUGAUUGGUCUUCUCAAAGAGGUUUCACUGUGUAAAGUUCCUGAAAUAUAAUAAUGUUGACAUGGACAGUGAGCGCCAACAAUGACACAUGCCACAUUUCCCGGUACACUUUAGAGUAAAAUGUAUCCAGUUUGUUGAAACACUGGAAACGGAAGAAUCUCAGGAUAUUUGCUGUGUAUCAUUUUAAUAUGUUUUAUUUAAAAGUGCACUCACCCUUUUAAGCAUUAUUACACUGCAUGAAAACUGAAGAUAUAUUUACAUAGAAUGCAUAUAUACAUAUAAUUUAUCAAUGUAUUUUACGUUGUGCUUGCUAUUGUGACAGCAUGCUUUGUCAUAUUUUUGUCUAACAUUCUAGACGUAAACUCCAAAUGCAAUGCUAGCACAAUUAGUUAUAUACCCAUUACUUUAUACAUAUUUUAGUAUUAAGAAAACCAUCCAGUAUGUAGCAUGAAACAAUCACAUAUGCUUUAUAGCACAAUAUAAUGCCCUUAAGAUUAACAAUUAGUUUUUUUAUGCAAAAGAGAAAGAGAAAAAAAAAUAUUCUUCACGUUUAUUUCAAACUGUUCACUUUCACUCACAAAAAAAUCCACAUUUUUUUAGACUGGUGAUUAAGCUGCAUCAAUUUCUGAAACGUUACUAUUAUUUACUUUUUAUCUAAUCUUGCUAUUUCUAAAAUGAAGAUAAUAUAUAUUUUUUCUAAGCCACAUUUAUAUCACUUAAGUCCAAUACUAUUAGUGUUCUUGUUGUGAAAUUGACAAGAGAAUUUAUGUUUAUUUCAUUUAGAUUUGGCGCCUAAAUGUUCUCUGAUUGUGUUUUUUCUUAUACAUUUUUAAAGGUGUUCUCCAACUUUACAUAAGAUGUAAAUUAUUAUUUGUUGCAUUUAAAGCAGAUCUGUCAACUUUAUUAUGUUUGCUGAUGUAAGAAUAGCAUACUACAGCUACAGAUCCAUACUCCUAGAAGCCAAAAUGGCCAGACAGAUUGCGCUGUUUGGGCAAUAGGAGCUUUGAAAGAAUACGAUAGACUCUUGGUUAUGAUAUGCUACCUAGGCAAUAUAUUAAGCUGUUUCAUACUCUUCAAUGGUUUUAUGUACAUUUUCUGAUUUUUUUUUAUGCUAAAAAAAAGAUUAUGUACAAUUUUUGGUGCCAUCGUUUUUUCAUACAUUAAUAUGUACAUUUUAGUCAAGCUAUAGGGCUCAUGGACAAAACUGUACGUGUAAUAUUGUUUGUCCAUAUGUUCCCAAUUGCACAUAAGAAGCACAUAAAGCUAGAGGUUUUUUUCUCUCUAAGAUUUCAUACAAAUCCCUAAAAACGAAUCAUAACCUGCAUAAGGAAUUGUAAACCUACAAAGAGUCACUAUAGACAUUAUGCAUGAGGCUUAAAUCUUUUUAACAUAUUUAUGUUUUUUUUGUUUUUUACUAAAUUCUAAAUGAUUGUGGUAAAAAAUGCAAAAUGUUGAACAAAAGCACAAAAAAGGAGAAGGACCACAUAUUAUCCUCUUACAGAAGAGUAUAAUAACAAGCAGGCAAUACAUAUAAGCACAUUAAAAAAUGUGUCUUAAGCACAAUACAACUAUCUUUAAAUGUGACUUUUUGAGUAAUAUAAAAAAAUAUCUAAAAACAAAUAAAUAAUGUAAACAUUUAGCUCCUGUACCUUUAUUAUGUGCAGUUGUUGUGGCAGUCUUUCGGAAAUAUUUUUUGUCCCACUCUCCACUUGCCUUCAGUUUGUAGAAUAGGUAAUAGAUAUCUGUAUACCCUGGUAUCAGCAGCCAUGUAAGGCUGAGUUCACAUUUCUCAAUUGUCCGGCACAGUUUCCCUCUGGCGUGCACCUGAGGGAAACUGAUGCUAAAACUGAUCCUAUUAAUUUGAAUGGGACAGCUCACAACCAUCCAGCGUCUCAAUUUUUAUGCCGGAUGGUUGGACACACGGAGGUCACCGGACAGGGGAAAGAAGCUUGCUGCGUUCCCCUGUCGGCCAUCCAGAAACAAUGGAUGCCAGAUGCUAUACAACUGAUAACUUGUCAUCAGUUGUGGCAUUAGUUGUGUAGAGAUAUAGGCUGAGUUCACCUAUGCCAGAUUCCGGACAUGUGUGAACUCAGCCUUAGCUGUCAGAAAGCCAAAAUGUUCCCUCUAGUUUGUUAUAAUAAUAAUAAUGUUCUUUAUUUGAUUGUUAAUAAGGUGAAAAAAGGAAAUGCUGAGAAUUGUAGUAAUCAGUGAGCUUGAACAUAAUUUCUUUCUGUCCUAUUUCACUUUCAAUAGAAAGCAAUAUUGACAAACUGAGAUAUACACUUAAUAAACUUAAAGUGGUAUUCCAAGUUAAAACGCUUUCCCCAAUCUAGAGGAUAGGGAAUAACUGUUGGAUUCCAGGGAUCUGACCAUUAGAAACGGCCCAAGUCGUGCUUCAGAAUGGAGCAGCAAGUUAUGGACGUGCCCCGUUGUUCCAUUCAUUGUCUAUGGAGCUGACAAAGAAAGAUAAGUUCAAAUCCCAUGUGACCGACUGCUGUUCCCCGAUCAUAUGCAACUUAUUCACUAUUAUAUGGAUAGAGAAUAUAUGUUUUAACUUGGAAUACCACUUUAACAUGUUUUUUUUUUUUUAAAUAAACAUAGUAGUUUUAUUGUAUUGAAUCUCAGUUCAUAAUGUCAGGUUUCUAUCAAGCUUCUAGUAUUAUUUUCCUUCUUUUCUAGCUAUAAAAAGGAGAACAUAACCUCAUUUAAUAAGACAAUUUUACACCUUUUAGAUGUAUAUUCAGAAGACUAUUUUGCACAAAUUCUAGAAUGCUUAUUGACUAUUGCACUCACAAACGUAUCGGUACCAAAUGUUUGUUUCUGAAAAUGUCACAAGAACAACAAAAAAAUGUUUGCGGUCAUUUUUUUUUACAGUAUAGUGCUCCAAGUAGAAAAUAAAAAACAUAUUAUUCCGGAUAAUAAAUUCAUUAUAUACAGUCCAGGAGUUACUGAGUUUCCAUUUUCUUAAAUCAUUGCACCUAUGACCGCUGCAGGUAAAACAUGUACAGGAUGUAUACAAUGCAGUCAUUUAUUAUUCUAGCUGCCAUUGUUACGUUGGAUUGCACCUUUAACAAAUGUUUAGUGUUAUUUCUUAUGAUUUGUUUCAUUACUGUGAUAGAUAAGAGAUGUUUGAUGUGUUGAAGAAGACAGAAGUUGUCAGCUAUGGAUGCAGAGUUUUGCUUUGUUUUGCAGGACCACAUUUGAUUUUGUUAAAUCAUAAACUAUUUUUCUGUUUUAAUUGCUUAUAAAAUGUCCAUUUUAUCAUGUCUAUUUUUCAGUAUGUUUUGGCUUUCAAAAACAAUAUGAUGACUAUUUAACAGUUGAAUGACUUUUUUAUUAAACAAACUGUAUAUAAAAUGUUCUGUUGUUUUGUUAUCAUAAAUGUAAAGUACGGCUUCUCAGACAGUACUAAUGCUCCAGCUGGUAGAAAAUAUUUUAUUUAAAUGUUCCAUGGGAUUAGUAUGCCAAAAAGCUCUUCCAUAGUAAGAAGAAAACUAGGUGGUACUAGAGAGGCAGUUGUUUCUCUUUUGCAAAUAAUACUAAA
Molecule: messenger RNA, 7703 nt
Organism: Hyla sarda
Lineage: Eukaryota; Metazoa; Chordata; Amphibia; Anura; Hylidae
Gene: GABRB3
Product: gamma-aminobutyric acid type A receptor subunit beta3
Exons: 9
Coding region: 1278-2732 (484 amino acids)
Biological process (GO): chemical synaptic transmission; monoatomic ion transmembrane transport; regulation of membrane potential
Cellular component (GO): synapse; neuron projection; GABA-A receptor complex
Molecular function (GO): extracellular ligand-gated monoatomic ion channel activity; neurotransmitter receptor activity; GABA-A receptor activity
Source: RefSeq, a predicted model, not a curated record